Molecule: messenger RNA, 982 nt
Organism: Medioppia subpectinata
Lineage: Eukaryota; Metazoa; Arthropoda; Arachnida; Sarcoptiformes; Oppiidae
Source: the annotation of a GenBank genome assembly
GUGGUGUGGAAAUGGCGGACAACAGUUUGGCCGACAGUGUUGUGGACGACUUUGCGUACCUUUUGGUCGAUUCGAGCGCUUCUCUCACUUCGAAAAAGUUCGCCAAAGAUAUCGAUGCGGUUGUGACGCGCGCCAAGAGCUCAGGCGUUCAGAAGAUCAUAAGUCGCGCGACUUCUGUCCACUCGAGUCGCGAGGCGUUGCGUUUGUGUCGUCUCUAUCCGGGGCUGAGCGCUCACGAGAGCCGUCUCUGGACGCCGGACUCCGAGCGCGAGAUUCUCGAAGUGAUCCGAAGCCCGGAAUGCGUGGCUUUCGGCGAAACUGGAGUCGACUUCUCGCGCGACUUUUCCCCAAAACAAACGCAACUCCAGGUGUUUGAGAAACAGUUGCAAAUGGCGACACAUCUCGCGCUCAGCGACAACAUCGUUAAACCCGUUCUCGUCCGGGAAGUGAACGCCCACUCCGAGUGCGCAACUCUUCUGCGCGCGUACUCUUCGGCGCAAAUUGUGAUGCAAUUGCGCGGAAGCCGCGAUCACGUGACGGAAUACCUGCAACGCGGCGCUUACAUCGCUGUGUCGGGUCUGGUUCUCAAAGACAAGACGGAAGAUGGCGUUCGCAGCGCUUUGAGAGACAAAACUCUGCCUUUGAAUCGUUUGCGUGAGUAUUGCACCAAAACUCGAGUCGCGCUCGAGACUCAACUCGAGCCCUCUCUCUCUCUCCCUCUGGCAGUGCUCUACUCCGACAGCCCCUACGCCUAUCCUAACGUGAAGGCGGCUGAACAGACGCUGAAACGCCGUUCGCUGGGAUUCCUGAACCGGUACUGUACGUUCCAGCGGAACGAGCCGUGCUCUCUGGCCGCCACUCUGGAGAGCGUCUCUGCGCUCAUGAACUCCGGCGCAGAAGACGUCGCUCUGAACACGACUUUUAACGCUUUGAAAGUGUUUUCUUUGAAAUGUUGAAAAUAAAACAAAGACUCGAUUAUUGA